AUGCCGUCAGCACAGAUUAAUCAGCCUUCCAACCAGAUCAAGUUGACAAACGUCAGCUUGGUCCGUAUGAAGAAGGGCAAGAAACGCUUCGAAAUCGCCUGCUACAAGAACACCGUAACGUCUUUCCGCGCGGGCAAUGAAACMGAUCUAGACAAUGUCCUCCAAAUCCCCAACGUCUUUAUCAAUGUCUCAAAAGGCCAAGUCGCACCCAAUGAUGACCUCAAAAAGGCCUUUCCCAACAUGAGCCGCGAUGACAUCGUACUGGAAAUCCUCAAAAAGGGCGAGAUUCAGGUUGGAGAAAAGGAGCGAUCGCAGGAACUGGAUAGAGUGCACAAGGAAGUCAUCGAAAUUGUGGCGGGGAGACUUGUGGACCCGAAGAGUAAGAGAGUCUACACGACGGGCAUGAUUGAGAAGGCGCUGGAUCAACUGAGCAGCAAGGGAGGCGGAGCAGGACGGGCUCCGGCGAAGGGAGGUGCGGUAGAGGGUAGUGAUCGGAGUAAGAGUCGGGAUCAAAGUGCUGCAGCGGCAGAUUCUGGAUCGAGCACACCCGCGAAAGGGAGUGGGGAUGCACAAGGAGAGGCGAAGGUGGUAGAUAAGGCGAAAUGGACGGGAGUGGUCACUACGAGGAGUUCCAAGUCGCAGGCGCUGGAUGCGAUGAAGGCGCUUAUUGCCCAUCAGCCUAUCCCCGUGGCGAGAGCAAGGAUGCGACUGAGGAUUACUUGUCCAACCAGCGUUCUCAAGCAAAGCGUAAAGUCGGCUCCAAAAGCCGAAGGCGAGGAACCAACGACGGGGACCGUCAAGGACAUAAUUCUGGGUCUUGUGGAGCAGGUCGAGAGUCAAGAUGUCAUGGGCGAGGAGUGGGAAUGCGUAGGGUUCGUCGAGCCGGGCAGCUUCAAGACGCUCAGCGAUUUCAUCAGUGCGCAAACGAAAGGCAGGGCCAGGGCGGAAGUGCUUGAUAUGGCUGUCACUCAUGAGGAGAAUUGA
This is a messenger RNA of Ramularia collo-cygni, 984 nucleotides long. RefSeq names its product probable SDO1 Protein required for cell viability localised to cytoplasm and nucleus. Bases 1 to 984 code for a protein of 327 amino acids. NCBI's taxonomy places the organism in Eukaryota, Fungi, Ascomycota, Dothideomycetes, Mycosphaerellales, Mycosphaerellaceae. The transcript has 2 exons. Gene Ontology annotation, biological process: ribosome biogenesis; cytosolic ribosome assembly. The record is from RefSeq and is a predicted model, not a curated record.